UCCACCAGCACCCGCGCGCGCCCGUGUUCGCGCAGCCACCUAACGAUCCUUUCCCGUGGAACACGCCCGCGUUCGCGAAUCCAUUUGGUGUUCCCUUAGAGUUGAACAUGCCGUGGGGACCGCCCGGCGAGGUGCCGUUCGGAGGCUUCGGCGGCGGGGCUGCGGCUCCGGAAGGCGGCAGCGGCGAGCCGGGUGUGUUCUUCCCCUGCGGCGGCCGCCCUGCCCCCAUGGACAUGGUGGUGUCGUCGGACUGCGACGCGGACGGCAGGGCGUCGUGCCUGCCGCUCGCGAGGCAGGUCGGCCUGCGGGCGGCGGUGGGUGGCAGCGGCGGCGAGGCCCGCAACUUCAUCGUCUCGCCGCUGUCCUUCCACGCGGCGUUCGCGCUGGUGGCCGCCGGCUCGCGGGGCGAGACGCAGCGCGAGCUCCUGGGCUUCCUGGGGUCGGAGUCGCUCGACGAGCUGCGCCGCGCCGCGGCGACGGCGCUGUUGGGAACGCUCCGCGACCUCCCGCAGACGUCGUUCGCCUGCGGCGUCUGGGUGGACCGGAACCGGGCGCUCGUGCCGGAGUUCGCGGACACCGCCGCGUCGCGCUACGCCGCGGUCGCGGUGUCCGUGGACUUCUUCUCGGAGCCCGAGCAGGCGAGGCGGCGAGUCAACGCCUUCGUGAGCGAGGCGACCAAAGGGCUCAUACGCGACGUCCUCCCUCCCGGCUCCGUCGACUCGUCCACCGUGCUCGUCCUCGCCAACGCUCUCUACUUCAAGGGGGCCUGGGCUCGGCCGUUCGACCCGUCGAGAACCUUCGCCGCGCCGUUCCAUCUCCCCGGCGGCGACACCGUGCGCGCGCCGUUCAUGACCGCGAGCCUAUUUGGGUUCAAGGAGCAGCGGGUCGCCGUGUUCCCCGGCUUCAAGGCGCUUAACAUGCCCUACAAGAUCGGCGGCGGCGCGCGCCAAGCUGCGUUCUACAUGCUUCUGCUCCUCCCCGACGGCGAGGCUCUUGGGAUCGACGAUCUCUACGACAAGGCCGUCUCGACGCCGGGGUUCAUCAGGAAACACACGCCUUCGGACGAGGUCCCGGUGGGGCGGUUCAUGGUCCCGAAGUUCAAGUUCACGUUCGAGUUCGAGGCGUCGGUGGACAUGCAGGAGCUGGGAGUCACCAGAGCCUUCGGAGGCGGCGACUUCUCCGGCAUGGUGGCCGGAGGAAACGGGCUUUCCAUCUCAGGAGUGUACCACAAGGCCACCAUAGAGGUGGACGAGCUGGGAACCGUAGCCGCGGCGGCCACGGCCGUGUGCAUUCAGGAGUGUGCAAGAGCACCGCGGCCACCGGUGGACUUCGUGGCGGACCGGCCGUUCUUGUUCGCCAUCGUGGAGAGGAGGAGCGGCGUCGUGCUGUUCCUUGGGCAUGUGGUGAACCCUCUGGCUGAGUGAUAGAUGGAUACCCGAGGAAGAGGGAACUGAACACUAUUGUGUACAGGAACAGCAGAAUAAAAUAGUGACCGACGUUAUAUA
Messenger RNA from Panicum hallii, 1505 nucleotides. RefSeq names its product putative serpin-Z12. The record is from RefSeq and is a predicted model, not a curated record. Gene Ontology annotation, molecular function: serine-type endopeptidase inhibitor activity. The coding region runs from base 108 to 1424 and encodes 438 amino acids. Lineage: Eukaryota; Viridiplantae; Streptophyta; Magnoliopsida; Poales; Poaceae. The transcript has a single exon.